Molecule: messenger RNA, 693 nt
Organism: Paecilomyces variotii
Lineage: Eukaryota; Fungi; Ascomycota; Eurotiomycetes; Eurotiales; Thermoascaceae
Exons: 2
Coding region: 1-693 (230 amino acids)
Source: RefSeq, a predicted model, not a curated record
AUGCACCCCUCAACUUUCCUCUACGCCCUAGCCCUAGCUCCCCUUGUCGCAGCUCACGGAAAGGUGGCCGUCGUUACCGGAGACCAGGGUGGCAAUGGCACUGCUCUCGGUAUCAGGGGAGCUGCUGUCCCCGGAGCUGGCCCGAACUACAUGACAGAGGUCGACACGACCGUCUUCUGGUCUAAAGAUAUCCGCACCGAUCAGGAUAUUGGAUACACCGAUGAGGCCGGUAACAACCAGCUGAGUGACCUGAGCAAGGCUAUGGCGCAGUCAGGCUCCACGCUGCCGCAGGUCAGCAGCGGCGGGUCUGUCAAGGGCACAUACCACAUCGUUACCACUGAUGGCGCCGGUCCGUUGGAAGCGCUGAUUGACGAAUCUGCCUCUGGGAAGUGGUCUACUGCCAAGCAGGCUACUGUCUCUACUCAGCCCCCUGGCAACAAUGGCUUCAUCGCGGCUCCCAACAAGAAGCGUUGGUUGAUGGACCGCAUGUACAAACCUCUUAGCAAGCGUGCUGAAAACGUCAAUGAGGACUAUCCAUUCGCGGUCGAGAUCCCUGCCGGCACCUCUUGCACCGGCACUAUAAACGGUAUCAGCAAUCUAUGCCUGGUCAAGGUUUCCAACAACAAUGAGAACGGUCCAUUUGGUGGAGUCUUUGCUGUCCAGAUGUCAAACUCGAGUACCAGCGGCAACUAA